Molecule: messenger RNA, 1397 nt
Organism: Galleria mellonella (greater wax moth)
Lineage: Eukaryota; Metazoa; Arthropoda; Insecta; Lepidoptera; Pyralidae
Gene: MED19
Product: mediator of RNA polymerase II transcription subunit 19
Exons: 3
Coding region: 199-912 (237 amino acids)
Biological process (GO): positive regulation of transcription by RNA polymerase II
Cellular component (GO): mediator complex
Molecular function (GO): transcription factor binding; transcription coregulator activity
Source: RefSeq, a predicted model, not a curated record
GUGAACGAAAACCACUUGGCAACACUGAUAGUACAACACCAUUAAAAAAAUUUGCUUCUACUUACUUGAAUUGUAUUAUUUAUUUUGUAGUUUAUUUGCAGCGUUGUCAAAAAGGAAGUGUUCAAUUGUAGAUUUGAUAAUUCUUUUUAAUGCUAUCCCUUUAAUUUAUGUUCAAGAGAUAGACAAUGCUGAUGCAAGAUGAUGUCUGAUCAGUUUAGAAAGGUAGAACCGUAUUCUCCGAAAUCAUCGCCAAGAGGGGCGAGGUCACCCGUCGUCUCUCGUCAGGACUCGUCUGGUACUCUGAAGACGACAAUCUCACUUGGCAAAAACCCUUCUAUAGUGCACAGUGGACCAUUCUAUUUGAUGAAAGAGCCUCCAGGAGAAUGUGAGCUCACAGGGGCCACUAAUUUGAUGGCUUUUUAUGGGCUAGAGCACUCAUAUAGUAAAUUCAAUGGGAAAAAACUGAAGGAGUCAUUAUCAUCGUUCCUCCCAAAUCUUCCUGGUAUAGUUGAUGGACCUGGACAAGAAGACAAUAGCACCUUGGGUUCAGUUAUUGCUAAAAGACCCAUUGGUGGCAAGGAUUUGCUGCCACUUACUAGUGCACAGCUAGCUGGUUUCAGAUUACACCCUGGUCCUUUACCAGAACAAUAUCGGUAUGUGAGUGCCACACCGCCAAAAAGACAUAAAAGUAAGCAUAAGAAACAUAAGCACAAAGACGGAGUGCCACCAGGACAAGACACACCAUUACAAGAUUCUUCAAAUCCUGAUCCUUAUGAGAAGAAACACAAAAAGCAGAAGAGACAUGACGAUGACAAGGAACGGAAGAAAAGAAAAAAGGAAAAGAAGAGAAAAAAACAGAAACACAGCCCGGAACAUGGAGGCCUCACACCAAACCAGCAUCCUGUAGCUUAAUUGACAAAAUAGUCUUUAGGUUAUGGCUAAUAUUGGGUCCAAAGAGAAUUUCAUUAGCUCACUUAAAAUAUAAAUAAUGUAGUUGACAAUUAUAAAACACCUUUGAACAAAUGUAAUUUCUGACAACAAAAAAAAAGCUUAAAAACUGAUGUCCCUGACACCAAAAGGAUUUUAAUGAGAUUGAACGUUUAUUAUCACUGACUUUACAUUUAAUAGAAUUUUAAAAAUAUUAUUUAUGAACUGUCUAUAUCUUAUUUUAUGUGUAUUUAUUUAAAACUCAAUUAUACACUAAUCAUUUGUCAGUGUUAUUUGCAAAUAGUUUCAAAAUAAAAUUCACUAUAAUGGCGUCAGCGGCUUUGAGUUUUAAUUAGAAUAUAAUUGUGUCGUGAGCAUGAUGAUUAUAUGUUCUCUUUGGACUUGACAUCUCAAACUAUGUUAAGGAAUUAGCUAAUGAUAUUAAGUUUAUUAUAAGCUUGUUUUUGAAA